Messenger RNA from Lethenteron reissneri (Far Eastern brook lamprey), 1778 nucleotides. RefSeq names its product carotenoid-cleaving dioxygenase, mitochondrial-like. Lineage: Eukaryota; Metazoa; Chordata; Hyperoartia; Petromyzontiformes; Petromyzontidae. Gene Ontology annotation, molecular function: carotenoid dioxygenase activity; beta-carotene 15,15'-dioxygenase activity. The record is from RefSeq and is a predicted model, not a curated record. Gene Ontology annotation, cellular component: mitochondrion. Gene Ontology annotation, biological process: retinal metabolic process; carotene catabolic process.
AGUUGGAGAGAGCGGAGGAGCGAAGCGACACGAGAGGGACACAAUGGAGCCGACGGUGAUCAGCGAGCAACGGGAUGGCGGGGAGCCGCAAACACGACACCUCCAGAAGGCCGAGGACGCGGAUCUGCUGCCUCUGUAUCCGCUGCUGCGCUCGGUGGAGGAGGUGGAGGGCCCCGUAGAGGCUACGGUGACCGGGCGCAUCCCUGCUUGGCUUAGCGGCUCCCUCCUCCGCAACGGGCCCGGUCGCUUCGAGGUGGGGCCAGACUGCUACAACCACUGGUUCGACGGGAUGGCGCUGAUGCACCGUUUCCGCGUGCACGAUGGCCGCGUCUCCUACUCGAGCCGCUUUCUGCGCAGCGACUCGUACCUCCGCAACGAGGCCCGGCAGCGCAUCGUGGUGUCUGAGUUCGGCACCGUGGCCUUUCCUGACCCCUGCAAGACGCUUUUCGACCACUUCUUCGCCUGCUUCAGGGUCCCAGAGAUGUCCGACAACAACCUGGUGUCCAUCGUGGAGUACCAGCAAGACUUCUACGCCAUGUCUGAGACCCCGUCUUUGCGCAGGAUCGACCCCGUGACCCUGCAGACCAAGGAGAAGGUGAACUGGAGCGACCUGGUGGCUGUGAGCAUGGCGACGGCGCACCCUCACUCGGACCCCGAUGGGACAUCCUACAACUUGGGCAACAGCUUCGGCAAAGGUGGCCCCAGCUACAACAUCAUCCGCAUCCCGGCCAGCAAGAGCGGCCGGCAGCCGGACGGGCGGCCAGCGUUGAUGGAAGGGGCCACUAUCGUGGCGUCCAUCCCGGCCUCGUCACGGCUCAAGCCCUCGUACUACCACAGCUUCGGCAUGACGGAGAACUACAUUGUGUUCCUGGAGAUGCCCCUGCGCAUGGACCUGGUGAGGCUGAUGAGCUUGCCGUUCCGCCACAAGGCCACGGUGGAGCAGGCAAUGGUGUACGAGCCACGGCGCGGCACGCGCAUCCACGUGGUCAACAAGCACACGGGACAGCCCGUGCCCGUGGAGUUUCGGACCCGUCCCUUGGUGUGCCUGCACCACGUGAAUGCGUACGAGGAGGAGGAGGAGACGGAGGAGCCGGGGGAAGGGCGGCACUGCCUGGCCCGGCGCCUCGUGGUGGACUUGUGCGUGCAGGAGGGCAGCGGCGCCUACUCCGCCUACCACCUCGUGAACAUGCGGCAGACGGGCGCCGCCCUGCGGAAGAUCUACCAGAACGGGCCACGCUACGGUCUCCAGCGCCUGGUGCUGCCCCUGCCAGAGGCGGCAUCGACACCCGAAGGAACCCCGAAGAAGACCAAGAGCAAGGUGUGGGUGGAGCCUGAGGCGCUGCUGAGUGACGAGGAGCUGUCCCGCACGGGCGGCUUCGAGCUCCCCGCCGUGAACUAUGCACGGCACAACGGCCGCCGCUACCGCUUCACCUACGGCUGCGGCUUCCGCCACCUGGUGGGCGAGUCGCUGCUCAAGGUGGACGUCGAGGCCAGGGUGAUCGCGGCGGAGUGGAGGCUGCCGGGAUACUUCCCGUCCGAGCCGGUCUUCGUGGAGUCCCCGGGCGCCGAGCACGAGGACUCGGGGCUGCUCCUCUCCGUGGUCGUCUCGCCCCUCCCGGACUUGCCCGCCUUCCUCCUGAUCCUCGACGCUGCCACCUUCGCUGAAGUGGCCCGGGCAGAGGUUCGAGUCGCCAUCCCUUACGGCUUCCAUGGCAAAUACGCUCCGGGGAUAUGAGUGAACGGGGGAGCACCACGGAGGAGGGAAGGAAUGAAUUCGU